ACAAUAAUAAUUCAAAAACAUUUUUUUAUUUAUAACGCUGAUUUGUUAAAUUUUCAAAAGAAAAAAAGUCAAAUUAAGUCUCAGAAUGCACAUUUUAACGAAAAUCUUAUGGACUGUCAUCUUCAGCAUUUUAAUUUCAGAAACUGCAAUGAUUUUGAAACAUACAUCAUACAAUAAAGAAAAUAAAAAUAUAAAAAAAAACAUUUUAAACAUUACAUUGAGAGAUGAUAUAAACACAACAACAAAAGUGAAAUCCAUACGGGAAAUAAUGUUUCCUAUUAUAUUUCUUUUCUUUAUGACUUGUUUAAUUUUAUUAUUAAUUAUAACUGUGAUUUGGUUCCGUUGCCCACAUUGGUUUCGUACAUACGUGUUUGAUAUACCUUACCAUCUUCAACUUUAUCGUCGUUCUUAUUCUGAUCAACCUCAUGUCCAACAACUAAACGAUUUGCAGGUUGUAUGUACAAGAAUAAAUGAGUCGACUGAGGGCAACGAAAAUACAGAAGAAAAUUAUUAAUUCCCUAUCUUUCUAUUAAUGUUACUUUAUAAUGCAUUAUUUCAUUUAUUUGUAAUACUUUUAAAAUGCAUGAAAAAUCACAUUUAAUUUAAUUCAAACUUAACAAGUCUUAACAAGUUUGUGGUGUAAAAGGAAGAGGAGUAAAACUGCUGACAUAAGUUCACAACAUCGAUUACUUAAUGUAGUGGAUACAGUUUCAAAAAUAAAAUUGUUAGAUUAUUUUUCUAUUAUUGGUAUUACACUCCAGAUACUAGAUUAUUAGAUUAUAUGACAAUUUUAUCUUUUAAUGUGUUACAUUUCUGAAUUAUGGAAAAUAAAAUGCCAAAGUAUAAAUUUUUUGCUUAUACAUCAAAAUUUUUAUUUUGUUAAUAUAAGUUAAUUUAAUUACUUUUUUUAUUUUGAUUAUUAGCAUACAUGUGACAAAAUGACUAACUGUGUUAAUGAAAUCUAUAAUAUAUAAAACAGUCAUAAAUUGAUAAAGUCUUAAUUAAUGGCAUUAUUUUCUAAUUGUCAAAGUUUUCAAAAUAAUUUAAUAAUUGACAAAUAUAAAGGUAACCCUAAAAAGUUCGUGUAUAUUUUUCAAAGUUUUUUUUACAUGCGAAACAGACAGUUUCAUAUGCAAAAUAAAGAUUGAAACAGAGGUUGCUGGAUUUUUUACUUUUAAAGACACAACGCCUUAUAAAGACGGAAUUUACAAACUUGUAUCUCGUUAAAGAAAGGUUGUAGAUUGCAAAAAUACUUACUUUAAUGAAUAAAACAUUUUAUGAAAACUUUUGCACUUGUUUAAUUUUUAUUGUAAAAAACC
Linepithema humile (Argentine ant) is the source of this 1319-nucleotide messenger RNA. The record is from RefSeq and is a predicted model, not a curated record. NCBI's taxonomy places the organism in Eukaryota, Metazoa, Arthropoda, Insecta, Hymenoptera, Formicidae.